Molecule: messenger RNA, 687 nt
Organism: Opisthorchis viverrini
Lineage: Eukaryota; Metazoa; Platyhelminthes; Trematoda; Opisthorchiida; Opisthorchiidae
Exons: 5
Coding region: 73-687 (204 amino acids)
Source: RefSeq, a predicted model, not a curated record
CUGCCAUGCGACCUGAAGGAUGAACAAGGGCUGGGAUACUGCCCGGUUGCCCAAGCCCAGACAGAAGUCGAGAUGCAGAGGUCGGGUUCGAACCAGGGACCUUCCGGAGUCUCGCAACAUGGAGUUUAUGUUGGUGGGACGCAAGUGUUACAAUUUCCUACUUUUAUAAAGAUCACAUUUAAAGAUAGACCAACUAUGCACUGUCUCCGUAAAAUUGAAAGAAACAGAGAAGAGGUAGCGAUCGAGUUGGGAAGAGCUGGCAUGAAAAUAAACGCCCGAAAGACUAAAGUGAUGGUUAUUUGUGGGGACAGGAAACAUCGGGCAACAGCAGUCUCAGUCGAACCAUUUCGCUUUGCCGAGGAACUAAUCACUCCUCUGGGUCCGAUAGACACUGUAACAUAUUUGGGCAUUCCCUCCACCUCCAAGGGGAAAGGGGUCUUCAACCACCGACAGCACCUGCUCAAACUGCUCGAAGAAGUGACGCCCCUACAUGCCAUCGGUUGUGAUAUCGACUUUUUGGUUCACCAACCGGUGAUCAUCUCCUAUCGAGGGAUCUGCUUUCCUCAAUCCGCUAAGGCUGUUAUUGGACUGGGACUUCCUAAGGUCGCAGUCAGUGACUUGUGUUUGCUUGCCAUUGUGGGCUCCCUGCGUACUUAUGACACUUUUAUGCGUGGCACAUGGAGCUGA